CCCGGCCGCCGUAGCCGCGCCCCUUGUGUCACAUGACCGGAAACUAUGGAGGCCACCAAGAUGGCGUCUCCCAAGAGCGCCCCUAAAGACGCGCAGGUGAUGGCGCAGAUCCUCAAGGACAUGGGCAUCACCGAGUACGAGCCGCGCGUCAUCAACCAGAUGCUGGAGUUCGCCUACAGGUACGUCACCACCAUCCUGGAGGACGCCAAGAUCUACUCGAGCCACGCCAAGAAGUCGAGCGUGGACGCGGACGACGUGCGCCUGGCGAUCCAGUGCCGCACCGACCAGUCCUUCACAUCGCCCCCGCCCCGCGACUUCCUGCUGGACAUUGCCCGCCAGAAGAACCAGACGCCGCUGCCGCUGAUCAAGCCGUACUCGGGCCCGCGGCUGCCCCCCGACAGGUACUGCCUGACUGCCCCCAACUACCGCCUGAAAUCCCUGCAGAAGAAGGUCUCCUCCACAGCAGGCAGGAUCACAGUCCCUCGCCUGAGCGUGGGCGCCGUGAGCAGCAGGCCCAGCACUCCCACUUUGGGCACCCCCUCAGCCCAGACCGUGUCGGUGUCAGCCAAGGUAGGAGCGCCGGUGUCGCUGGCGGGGCAGCGCUUCACCGUCCAGAUCCCAUCCUCACAGCCUGCUGGCAAGUCAGCCACUCCCACCACUCCCACGGUGCAGAACGUGCUGAUCAACCCGUCCCUGAUCGGCCCCAAGAACAUCCUGAUCACCACCAACAUGGUCCCGCCCGGCGCCGCCGACCCCAGCCCGCUCAAGAGGAAGCACGAGGACGACGACGACUACGACGCCUUGUGAGGGCACGCAGCCCUUCCCGAGGGCUUCAGGGAGCCCUUCCCGAGGGCUUCAGGGAGCCCUUCCCGAGGGCUUCAGGGAGCCCUUCCCGAGGGCUUCAGGGAGCCCUUCCCGAGGGAUUCAGGGAGCCCUUCUGUGCGAUUCAGGGAGCCUUUCCUGUGGGAUUCAGGGAGCCUUUCCUGUGGGAUUCAGGGAGCCCUUCCCAUGGCAUUCAUGGAACCGUUCCCGUGAGAUUCAUGGGAGCCCUUCCCGUGGGAUUCACACGGAUUCCAGAGGGUGGGAAUGGGCAGGAAGGCCCCAUUUGGGCCUUGGGAGUGUGGAAAUAAAGUGCAGAGUGUUUGUAACCCGG
Motacilla alba alba is the source of this 1153-nucleotide messenger RNA. It is a transcript of the gene TAF9B, whose product is annotated as TATA-box binding protein associated factor 9b. The record is from RefSeq and is a predicted model, not a curated record. The transcript has 7 exons. Gene Ontology annotation, molecular function: protein heterodimerization activity; RNA polymerase II general transcription initiation factor activity; transcription coactivator activity. NCBI's taxonomy places the organism in Eukaryota, Metazoa, Chordata, Aves, Passeriformes, Motacillidae. Gene Ontology annotation, cellular component: transcription factor TFIID complex; SAGA complex. Gene Ontology annotation, biological process: RNA polymerase II preinitiation complex assembly; DNA-templated transcription initiation. The coding region runs from base 46 to 807 and encodes 253 amino acids.